This is a messenger RNA of Sapajus apella (tufted capuchin), 1227 nucleotides long. RefSeq names its product IZUMO family member 3 (gene IZUMO3). The transcript is spliced from 7 exons. Lineage: Eukaryota; Metazoa; Chordata; Mammalia; Primates; Cebidae. Bases 245 to 967 code for a protein of 240 amino acids. The record is from RefSeq and is a predicted model, not a curated record.
AGAACUCAGGUAUGGGCUCCCCAUCUAGCAGUUCCCUCUCUGUAGGAUAAAAGCUAGGAGUCAGUAAACAACUGAAGAUCCUUAAAAAAAAUGAGACUGCCUGAUAGUGGGAUGGAAACAGAGGAAAGCUGGAGUCUGACUAUCCAGGACAAGGCUCUCAUUCCUGGAUUUUUGAAGGAAAAGGAACGAAGUGAACUAGUUGCCAGGACAACCUGCUGUUGGGGAGCAGGGGGUGGGGAAAGAAAUGGGUGACCUGCGGUUAUUCCUGCUCCUGCCCCUGUCCCUGGCAGCCUUCCAUGGAGCCAAAGGCUGUUUGGAAUGUGACCCCAAGUUCAUAGAGGAUAUUGGCUCCUUGCUGGCAAAUCUGAUACCUUCAGAAGUCCCUGGCCAAACUCAGCUACUUGAACGACAGGUUCAGGAGAUGAUUCGUUUAACCUUCAAGGUCUCCCACAGCGAUAAGAUGCUUCGAUUGCUGGCUGUUCAAACGGUCAUUAAGUUGAGAACAUGGCUGAAGAAUGAAUUUUAUAAACUGGGCAAUGAAACAUGGAAAGGUGUCUUUAUCUUCCAAGGCAAGCUUCUUGAGGUCCGCCAAAGCCUGGAAGCCAAACUGAAAGAAUUAUUAAAGAACUUUUCCGAAGUUGCUUGUUCUGAAGAUUGCAUUGUGGUUGAAGGUCCCAUCCUUGAUUGCUGGACCUGUCUUCGCAUGACUAGCAGAUGCUUCAAAGGAGAAUAUUGUGGAGACGAGGAUCCAAGGAAGGCUGAGAGUCGAGACAUUGCUCUAUUUCUCAUAUUGCUGGCAACAGCUGUAAUACUGGGAAGUGCUGUGUUACUAUUCUAUUUUUGCAUCUUUCAUCGAAGGAAAAUGAAGGCAAUACGAAGGUCACUAAAUGAAUAUUUGGAGAACAAACUUGAAGAAUUAAUGGAGAGGAUAGAUGAGGAGGAGAAAGAUUUUAGACCCAGAAAAUAAACACAUCGACAUGAACAAGAGGUCUUUCAUGAUUCUCUUAAGUACUGACCCUAAGUACAAAACUGGGAGUUAAACCCUUUCCUGGUCACAAAGUCAUAGUAUUUUAAAACUGAAAUAGAACUGAGAGUUUCUCUAGUGAAGAUCUUUAUAGAUAUCCUGAGACAAUGGAAGUACUGAGAGAGCAAAUGAUUUAGCCAGAGUUGUGCAGAAAGUAAUGCUGGUGUGAAUGCACAUGAAAGAUAAAAUAGUGAGUAAUAAAG